Molecule: messenger RNA, 1224 nt
Organism: Monopterus albus (swamp eel)
Lineage: Eukaryota; Metazoa; Chordata; Actinopteri; Synbranchiformes; Synbranchidae
Product: Rieske domain-containing protein-like
Exons: 4
Coding region: 143-664 (173 amino acids)
Molecular function (GO): 2 iron, 2 sulfur cluster binding
Source: RefSeq, a predicted model, not a curated record
AGCAGACACAGACAAGCAACUGUUGCUUCUUUGGCUUCUACAGUAGAUUGGCUGACAACUGCAAUACUCCUGCCAUAUGGCACUUGUGUGUAAUUCUCUUCAUAUGUCUACAUAAGGAAAUCUGCUGUAAGAAGUGAUCAACAUGUCCACUGAAGAGGAGACUUCUCAGAUUUCCCCCUCCUCCUCCUGUUCCUCACUUCCCCCUGCCUUCCAUUUCAUUGGGAGGAAGGAGGACAUUGUCAGGGCUGGGCGUUUGACCAAGCUGGUGAAUGGAUGCAGAGAUGUACUGGUCCUGUACCACCAGGGACAGCUUCAUGCAAUGGACAUGCGGUGCUACCAUUCCAGUGGUGCAUUACAGUAUGGAGACAUUGAGGAGUUUAAUGGGCAACUGUGCAUCGUGUGUCCCUGGCACAAGUACAAGAUCACACUAGCAGAAGGGGAAGGGCUUUACCAAGCUGUGGACAAUCCUACAGCCAAACCUAUGAGAACUCACUGGUGCUCCAAGGGUGUCAAACAGAGAAUUCACAAGGUCACAGAGGUCAAUGGUGAUGUAUAUGUAACACUGAAUGACUCCACGGAGACCAUCGAGUCAGACGUCUAUCAGACUGAGAGAUACAGGGCCGUCAUACUCAAGGCCAAGACAAAACCCAAGCCCAAGAACUAGUUUGAUUCUGAAGGAUUCUUUGAUUAUACAAUGAGAAAUGUUUCUAGGACAAUUUGGGAAAUUUCAUUUGCAAGUGGAUGAAAUAUCUGACAAAAAGAUCCAGAACUUGUAUUGGUGAUAAUACAGUUACAGACUCACUGAAAUUGUUAAUAGACUUCUUUUGUUAGACAAUCUUUGUAGAACAGUGUCAAUGGUUGGACAGUUGAGCGGACCUGGAUCUCAGAGGUGACUGCCAGUACAAGCCAGGUGGGCCAGCCACUGCUUAACCUGAGCAAAUACAAUGCAGAUGCUGUAUGUCCAGCCAGAUAUUUGAUCUUUGCUUGGAUAAGGAUAGGGCAUCAAGGAUGCUUUCUGUUAAGGGAGGGCUAGGUCUGGGUAAUGGUGUUGCUCUUUGUAGGCUCUGAACAUGUGUGACGGGAUGGCCUGACACCCCCCUCUUUGGGGCCAAAUAAUGGGUAAACAUCAUUUAACUCAUAUACUGAGCUUCCAUAUGAAUUCUCUCCCAUUCUUUGGCACAUUUAAUUGUCUAUUAUUGACUGCUACCUUUGAUUCUUAAAAGU